Molecule: messenger RNA, 648 nt
Organism: Marasmius oreades (fairy-ring Marasmius)
Lineage: Eukaryota; Fungi; Basidiomycota; Agaricomycetes; Agaricales; Marasmiaceae
Exons: 1
Coding region: 1-648 (215 amino acids)
Source: RefSeq, a predicted model, not a curated record
AUGUCUUCUACGAUACGCCACAGUGUUGAGGGCACGAGAUCCCCCGAAGUCAAGUCAACCCAAGUCCUCCCAAUUCACGAAAAAUUCCUACGCUCAGACUAUGUCCCAACCGGGGACGAAAUCCAACUCCAAUCACAAGCUCUCGAAGAUGAUUACGCCAAAUUUGAUCAAAUUCCACAAAUUCUCGAAGGCUCUGGGAGAAUGGAAAGAGAGUGUGCGGAACGUAUCAGGCUGCGUGAAGCAGUUCUUUCUCCAAUCCGCCGUGUACCUGUCGAGUUGUGGCGGGAAAUCUUCUCAUUAUUUUGUUUCUCAGGAGAUUACCCCAUCUUACUUUACAGCAGUGAGAGGGACAUUCCGGGAACCGACCCCGAGCCUGACAACUCUAAGGGCCACUACAAUUACAAGAAAGAGAAUUAUAUAGGGGUUAAGGCUCGCCCUUAUCUACUUAGUGUGUGCGCUCACUGGCAUUUCUAUCGUCACUGGAACCCCGAAACUCUGGUCCUCAAUGCAGAUAGUUGGAAAAUUCACCCUAGACCUUUCCCCCGCACUCGAUUGUCUUCUGUCAAAGUCUGGCAACUUCCCUUUGAAUAUCUACAUAUCGUCGGGAUACCUCAAAUCAGCCAAUAUACACCCCAACAACAGAGAUAA